CCAAGCCCAAGGCAGAGCGAUGUUCAUUUCUCCUGUGCGCACAGCUCUUGUAUAAAUUGACCAGAGCUUGACUCUGUUCUCAGUCAGAUAGAGUUAGUCGAGUUGGUUUCUACUCAGUGGAUGCGGAUCAGAAUUGAGAAUUUCAAGACCUAACAAUGUUGAGAAUUGCUUUGGUGGUGAUUCUGUUCCAGGUUUUUCUGCAAUCUGUUAUUACAGAAGCACUUUGCUGUGAUAUCAGAUCUGAUAUAAAAAAUCGUACCCUCGCUUACAACUUAUUGUGUUCAAAACAAGAUCAAAAGCUUGGGUCAUGCUGUCGUGUCAUAGAACAGGAAAUUCGCAGACAGAAAUUGGCGCUCAAAAUAUUGUGUCUAAACAACGAAACCAACCAUUGCAAGACAAACCCUUGCGACUUCAAUGCUGUUUGUGUCGGUCACUGUGACCACUACACAUGCACCUGUAAACCUGGUUAUACUGGUCCAGGAACCAAUUGUACAAAGAUCAACUAUUGCUCGUCCAAUCCUUGCGAUGUCAACGCUGUUUGUGUCAGUAACACUUACAACUACACAUGCACUUGUAAACCUGGUUAUACUGGUCCAGGAACCUAUUGUAUAGUUAUUGCCGAAAAUAGUUGUGCUGAUCUUAUAAAUCAGGAGUGAGACAAGAUGGUGUUUAUACAAUCAACCCUGAUGGCCUGG
Dendronephthya gigantea is the source of this 695-nucleotide messenger RNA. RefSeq names its product fibropellin-3-like. Bases 156 to 656 code for a protein of 166 amino acids. Gene Ontology annotation, biological process: establishment or maintenance of epithelial cell apical/basal polarity; heterophilic cell-cell adhesion. Gene Ontology annotation, cellular component: protein-containing complex; plasma membrane. Gene Ontology annotation, molecular function: calcium ion binding. The record is from RefSeq and is a predicted model, not a curated record. The transcript has 4 exons. NCBI's taxonomy places the organism in Eukaryota, Metazoa, Cnidaria, Anthozoa, Malacalcyonacea, Nephtheidae.